CCCAACCAUCAAGACGGAAUCAAAGUCGUCGAUACAUUCGAUACCAUUGUAUCUCGUCGCGCAACCAUACCAGCACAUUGUCCAGUCCAGUAUGGCGGAUCCUUCGUCGUCACCUCCCAUGAGGGCCAAGCCAGAGCCUACAGACAGCUUGAGUCCGAGUACCAGUGUUGAGCUGCAUAGAAGGAGCAAGACGGGCUAUCCAGGUCCUGAGUCCAGAGUCUUCGAUGUGUUGGAUGGGCAUUUCGUCCUACUAGCCUAUCGUGUCGAACGUAGUGAGAUGUAUCAUGUGCUAAUAGGAUCCCAGGCCNAGAAUUGUGCAAAGAACAACAUCCUGUGUGGCGGGUAUGAGAUGAGGAAGCCUUGGAGGAAGGGCGCCCGGAGCAAAAACAAUGCUUCGAUCAUCCCUGAACUUCCACACAUCAUCAGCGCGAUAGACGACCCUUUGGACUCGCAACUCCUCUCUUACUUCAUUACCCACGCUGGCCAAGCCUUAAACAUAUACUCCGAGACACACAACCCAUUCGACGGGUUCGUGGUUGACAUGGCGUUGGCGAACACUGGCCUUAUGCACUCGCUGCUUUGCCUUUCGGCUUCUUGCCUGCUCAUCCAUCAGCCGAUGUGCGCCCAAGAGAUCGUCGUCCGCCACAGCCACCACUUUGAUCAAGCUGUCAUCACUCUUCGAAAAGACGUCGAGGCCUACAGCUCAGACAGUUCAACACAAAGCGCAGACUGCAUCGUGCUGCAAACAAUCAUACUCGCGCAGGAAGCGAUUGUGACAGGAGAAGUACACGGCAGCUAUCGAUGUCAUCUAUCUGCAGCUUCAAGACUCGUUGAGAGCUGUAGAGAUUUGAGCGCAGACGUGCAGAGUUUUGCUCGUCAGUUCCUGUUGUAUCACAACCUGGCCAACACAAUUUCAUGCCUUGACCCGGUCAAUCAUGUCGCGAGGUCACUUGUGCAAGCAAAUCAAGGUGAAACAGUGGAGCAGGGCACAUCAUCACAGGGCUGCGUCGACGCGCUCUUGCAUGGCCUUCUAGAUCCAAUGUCCCGUACACGGCAGGUCCGAGACGGCAUACGCUUCCAUCGCAGCGCAAACAACUCGAGAUGGUUCAAAGAUGAACAACUGCUCAGUUUAGCCUUGGGAGUCGAAACACAGUUACGGACAUGGCAGUCACAAUUUUCGCCAGACACUCCACAACACUGGUGCUCACUGGCAUAUCGGCAAAGCGCCUAUGUAUAUCUCUAUCGAACCAUCAAACCAUCGAUGCCGAGUCCAGAGUUAUCACAGUCCUUGUCUGAUGGAUUUUCUUAUGCGUCGCUCGCACUACGGGAUAUAACGAGUAACAACAACAGCAUGGUCAGCUGGAUCUGUGGUGUGCUGUUGCCCCCGUUGUUCUUGUUGGGUUGCGCGGCCUUUGACCCAAUCCAUAGACAAGCAGUGAGUGAGAACUUGGAUGAUCUAUACGCGUGUAAUCAAGGGACCAGUAUUCUUCAUGCUCGCGCAAUCUUGGAGGAGGUCUGGUCACGGAUGGAUGCAGCCGCACAUGGUGCUGAAGAUGAUGUCUGGGAUUGGGAGAGAGUGAUGAAGGACCUAAACGUGGAUAUCAUGUUGUCA
Messenger RNA from Aureobasidium vineae, 1612 nucleotides. NCBI's taxonomy places the organism in Eukaryota, Fungi, Ascomycota, Dothideomycetes, Dothideales, Saccotheciaceae. The record is from the annotation of a GenBank genome assembly.